AUGGUCGGCUCCCGUUAUAAGCCCUUCCAGUUUAUUUGGAAUCGAUUCAGCUACAGCGCCUUCCACAUAAGACGCGAGCGACUCUACGAUCGCCUCUACGCAGUUGUCGCAGCCACCAUGAUCGCCUUUACUGUAUUUCAGGGCGCAAACAUCGUCUACAUAUGGCAAGACGCAGUGCACCACAACUACAGACACUACCUUCUCAAGGAGAAGACGCGAAAAGAACUGGCGGAAAUGAUCCGAGUGGCGCGCGAAGAGGGCAGACUUCCGCCUGCUCCGGAUAGCAGCAGCAGCAGCAGCAGCAGCAGCAGCAAAAGCAGCAAAAGCAGCAGCAAAAGCAGCAGCAAGAGCAGAUUUGCGGAAAGAAAAGCAGGAGGAGCUGCGAGAGGCGGCAGCGGGGGGCAAGAAUCACGAGGAUGA
Molecule: messenger RNA, 420 nt
Organism: Cyclospora cayetanensis
Lineage: Eukaryota; Apicomplexa; Conoidasida; Eucoccidiorida; Eimeriidae
Exons: 6
Coding region: 1-420 (139 amino acids)
Source: RefSeq, a predicted model, not a curated record